AUGGCAGCACCACAGUUUCGGCUGUACUCCGAGCGGGCUGCAAAAAUCUGGUGGGUGAUUGUGUGCAUCCUGUCGAUCUACUUCUGUGGCUGCCUCAUCGAAACGGUCUACGCCAAGUGGCGCCGCAGUCCGGUGGUGGUGACGUUCGCCGAAAAGCUAACCCCGGUCUACGAUGUCCCGUUCCCGGCCGUCACCGUGUGCCCGGUGACGAAGGUGAAGAUGGCAACGCUCAACUUUACCGCCGCCUAUCAGGCACUCACGUACGGUGAUAACGAUAGCAUGCUCACCGAUGAAGUCAUCGAGCAGGUUCUGGCGAUGGUGCAGGUGUGUGACUUUUCCUUCAGCAACCUGCCAUUCAAUCACACGUACGAUGACAACCUGGUCACCAUCAUCCAGCGGCUGGCGGUUCCGUUCAGCGAGAUGUUCCUGAUGUGCGUCUGGAAGAACCGCCAGGUGAACUGUAGUGAACUGUUUAAGCCAACGCUGACCGAGAGCGGUAUCUGUUACACGUUCAACGGGAUGUCGGCCGAGGAGCUGCUCCGUACGGACCAGUUCCACCAGGAGUUUGAGCACUUGGGCGAAACUCGAUCGGCCGCCAACUGGACGAUGGAGGAUGGGUAUCACCCGCGGGUUGGCGUUAGCACGUACCCGCGCCGGGUGCUGAGUGCUGGCGCCCUGUCCGGUAUGCUGAUCUUCUUGAAAACGGACAAAGCCGAUAUGGACUUCCUGUGUGGGGGGUACCAGGUACAACUGCACAGCCCGAACACGUGUCCGCAGAUCUCCACCCAGAACAUCCGGGUUCCGUUGGACCACGCGUUCCAGGUGCGCGUGGAGCCAUCCAUGAUCACCACGACCGCGGCGGUCCGUUUGUACAGUGUCGACAACCGGCUCUGUUACUACAGCCACGAGCGAUACCUACGCUUCUUCGCCAUCUACACCAAGCGGAGCUGCGAGGUGGAGUGUUUGGCCAACUUCACGCUGUACCUGUGCGGCUGCGUUCACUUCGCGAUGCCCCGGCCGCCCGGUGUGCGAAUCUGCGGGCUGGGUAAGAAAAAGUGCGUCGAUGAGGCUGAAAUCUAUCUCCAGGAGCAAGCCAUGGGUGCGGUGGAGAACGGUGGGUCCAUCCCGAAGGUGCUCAGCUCGUGCCGGUGUCUACCGUCGUGCACUUUUUUGCAGUACAACGCCGAAAUAUCGCAGGCCCCGUUCGAGUGGCGCCGGCUGACCGAUGCGAUGGGACUUUACCAGAACGAGCUGAAAAAUGCCGGACUGUCCACGAUGAAUAUCUACUUCAAGGAGUCCCAGUUCAUCACCGUCAAGCGCAAUCAACUGUUCGAGCUGAACGACUUCAUAGCCAACUGCGGUGGGCUGCUCGGGCUGUUCAUGGGCGUCAGCCUGCUGAGCAUCGUCGAGAUGCUGUACUUUUUCACGCUCAAACCGCUGGUCAACUACUUCUGGCGUCGCGAAAAACGUUCAGUGUCAAGCUCCUGCCCGGCCAUGGUGAAACCGGAUCUACCAAAGCUUCUUCCUGCCGACAAGAGUCCUGGGGACCCCACGGAGGAGUCGGAUGUGGGUGAGCAAAGUCUGUGGAUCGACUAUUGCCUCAACUCCACCAUCCACGGGUUCCGAUACUUUGUGCCGGGUCGGAGCUGGGUCGAGAGGGUGUGGUGGAUGAUCAUUUGUCUCGUGUCGCUGUACGGAUGUGGACGACUGAUCCACAGCGUCUACACGAAGUGGGAUCACGAUCCCGUCGUUGUGACGUUCGCCGAGAAGUCGGUGCCGGUCUACUCCAUUCCCUUCCCGGCCGUUAUGAUCUGCCCCGAGAUUAAGGUCCGAAAGGAGGUGUUCGACUUUACGAAGGCCGCCCAUCUGUACGACGAACCUGGCAUGAAGCGUUUCAUGUCAAAGGAAGAAAUAGCGAAAUUGGAGGCCAUGCUGCAGGUGUGUGACAUUUCGAUAGGCCAACAAAUCAACAACAAUUCGUACGAUGAUGGCAUAGUGGACUGGCUUCAGCGGAUGGCCAUACCGUUCGAGGACAUUUUCGUCAACUGUGGCUGGCGGGCCCACCGGAUGGAUUGCUCCGAGAUGUUCAAGAAGAUACUGACGGAAGCGGGCAUCUGCUACACGUUCAACUCGCUGGCGGCCGAGGAUCUAAUGCGCAAGGACCAGCUCCACCCGGAUUACGUCUACUCCGAGGAGAACACUUCGUCACCGUUUUGGUCCAUGGACGAUGGCUACGGGAUGGACUCCGAUACUGAAAGUUAUCCACGGCGAACGUUCGGGGCCGGGAUGAGGGCCGGAUUUUUUGUGGUUCUUAAAGCCAGAAUGACCGAUGCGGACUAUGUUUGUGGAAACUCUUUUCAGGGCUUCAAGGUGCAUCUGUAUCCCCCGCAUCAGUUUCCCCGGAUAAACAAUCAGUUCUUCAGGAUUCCUCUCGGCCAAGAGGUGUCUGUAUCGGUUAACCCGCAGAUCAUCGACACUUCUCCAAAAAUCAAGGCCUACAAUAUGGAGCGCCGGAAGUGUUCGUAUAAUCGCGAACGAAAACUGCGCUUCUUCAAGCUCUACACCAAGCACAACUGCGACACGGAAUGUGCGGCCAACUACACCCUGCAGAUGUGCGGCUGUGUGCCGUUCGCCAUGCCGCGUGCGGCCGGUGCCAGGAUCUGUGGUCUUGGUAGGCUGAUGUGUUGCGAUCGUGCCCAGGCCGUUCUGGAGGAGAUGGACCUGUUGCACGCCAUGGACAGCUCGCACAAUUCCUCAGCGCGCUGUCGCUGUCUGACCUCCUGCAACACGAUCUACUACGACACGGAGAUAUCGCAGGCCAAGUUCGAUUGGCGGAUGUUGGCCAAACGGAUGAAACUGUCGUCGGAGGAAAUAGACACAUCGGAAUUGUCCUACCUGACGGUCCACUUCAAGGUGUCGCGCUUCAUACCGAUCAAGCGUAGCGAACUGUUCGGGCUGACCGAUUUUCUGGCCAAUUGCGGCGGCAUCCUGGGCCUCUUCAUGGGCGUCAGUAUUCUCAGUAUCGUCGAAAUCCUGUACUACUGCACGCUGAAACCCUUCAUGGACCGUCGAGCCGCCGUGGCCUCUCGCCCGGAACCGAAAGUUAUCAAAUCGACACUUAUCUUACCACCGGACGAGUACAAGAUUGCACCGAUUCGUCAUCGCACCAAGGAUGCGGUGGCCAGCCACUGUAUCUGCGUCUCCCGAUCUGCCAGUGGCAGGGCCGACAUGCUGCCACCAGAACCACCGGAACCACCGGGCCGGCUGUCGGGUGGCUCGACCCCUCACUAG
Anopheles bellator is the source of this 3291-nucleotide messenger RNA. RefSeq lists its product as uncharacterized. The record is from RefSeq and is a predicted model, not a curated record. Gene Ontology annotation, biological process: sodium ion transmembrane transport. The transcript has 11 exons. Gene Ontology annotation, cellular component: membrane. Lineage: Eukaryota; Metazoa; Arthropoda; Insecta; Diptera; Culicidae. Bases 1 to 3291 code for a protein of 1096 amino acids. Gene Ontology annotation, molecular function: ligand-gated sodium channel activity.